Messenger RNA from Mya arenaria, 1482 nucleotides. RefSeq lists its product as uncharacterized. The record is from RefSeq and is a predicted model, not a curated record. The coding region runs from base 38 to 1393 and encodes 451 amino acids. The transcript has 11 exons. NCBI's taxonomy places the organism in Eukaryota, Metazoa, Mollusca, Bivalvia, Myida, Myidae. Gene Ontology annotation, molecular function: protein binding.
GUUUGAUUUCCAAUCCGUGGGACAACUUAACUACAACAUGAUUUGGCUGUUACUGUCCGCUGCCGUUGUGUCACUGGGAAGCUGCCAGGAUGUACAGGAAGUAGCGUUCACCGCCGCCCUCACGCAACACCUCAACCUGACGAACGCCGAGAAGGUCAAAUACGACACCGUUUUCACGAACGCUGGUGCCGGCUUUGAUAGCAGUACCGGCGUCUUCAAUUGUCCUACUUCCGGAAUCUACGUCUUCCAGUUCCACACACUAGCCCGUAUGAGCAAAUCCGCUUGGUUGGAACUCUACCACAACACCUUGUACAUUGCCUCAGUGUACGGUCACACAUCGGGCGACUAUGCCAUGGCCGGUAACUCUGUAAUCCUGGAAGUCAACAAGGGCGAUCAGGUGUACGUGAAGGCUGUUCACCCCGAUUACGGCUAUCCAACUGAGUUGUACGGACAGCAGGACGACGUGUACAGUACAUUCACAGGAUAUCUUCUGGCGCCCCUCAUCAACGACGCCCCAGUUGUCGGGAAAUAUGUGAUGGGGAGCAUCUCAGAUCUCAAUAUGGCCACCUGGUGCACCCCAGAUGUGAUGGGGAGUAUCUCAGAUCUCAAUAUGGACACCUGGUGCACCCCAGAUGUGAUGGGGAGUAUCUCAGAUCUCAAUAUGGACACCUGGUGCACCCCAGAUGUGAUGGGGAGUAUCUCAGAUCUCAAUAUGGACCCCUGGUGCACCCCAGAUGUGAUGGAGAGUAUCUCAGAUCUCAAUAUGGCCCCCUGGUGCACCCCAGAUGUGAUGGGGAGUAUCUCAGAUUUUUAUUAUUAUCUCAACAAUGCUUAUCUUCGUCGCGACCUACAGAGCUAUCUAGUACAGCUUUCAUCAAACGAAAACGCAAUGAUCUGCCUUUUGUUGACAGCUUCUCUCCUGGGCUUUGCUGCGGCCCAAGGCCAGGGCAAUGAUCCGGACGCUGUUGCGUUUUCUGCCGGCCUCACCCACAACCAGACAAUCCACCACGCUGUAAACGUCGUAUACGACCGCGUCUACGUGAACGUCGGUAACGGAUACAACAGCUCUAGCGGCGUCUUUACUGCUCCGACCAGGGGGUACUACGUAUUCCAGUUCCACGCACUGACCCAUCUGGACAAGUCUUCCUGGCUCACCCUGAACAAGAACGACAACUAUCUUGUCUCCAUCUACGGCCACACCGCCGCUGAUUACGCCUCUGGAGGAAACUCCGUUGUCCUCCUCCUCAUCAAGAAUGAUAAGGUGUUUGUCCAGGCAGUAGACGAGCAGUAUGGUGAUGCCACAGAUCUGUAUGGCGAGGUUGACGAGGUUUACUCCACCUUUAGCGGCUAUCUGAUCGCCAAAGUAUACCAGGAGCCGGCUGUGGUGGGAUAAAGUUGGGCACUGGCUGAUAUGACCGGGCGUUAAUGCGGAGAUAAUUAGUAAACUUAGGUGUUUGAUAAGUAAAUAAAAGUGACAUUGAA